AUGAAGAGAUCUCCAAAACUUAGAGGUGCAAGACGUAAGAGACCGAGCGGUGAGAAGAAAGGAAGAGGAGCGGGAGUUUGUGCUCUCAGACGGGUUCAGAUGAAAGUUUCUGAUCUGGGUUUGGGCUACAAGAGUCAAGAAGAGCUGAUCUACAGUUACUGCAGUGGUGUUUGUAUAAACUCUCUCACAAACUAUGACAAAAUCCUCAACAGUCUCACGGCCAGCGAUAAAUCCCGCCUGCUUUACUCCCCUCCCACCGCCUGCUGUCGACCAAUCGAAUUCGAUGAUGACCUGUCAUUUUUGGAUGACAACUUGAUAUAUCACACUAUGGAAAGGCAUUCGGCACGGAAAUGUGGAUGUGUCUAGACCAACUCGGCUGAGACAAAACAAGAUGAAUCGUAUUAAGUCACUU
Messenger RNA from Paramisgurnus dabryanus, 412 nucleotides. RefSeq names its product glial cell derived neurotrophic factor b (gene gdnfb). Gene Ontology annotation, molecular function: receptor tyrosine kinase binding; glial cell-derived neurotrophic factor receptor binding; growth factor activity. The record is from RefSeq and is a predicted model, not a curated record. Gene Ontology annotation, biological process: peripheral nervous system development; negative regulation of neuron apoptotic process; positive regulation of branching involved in ureteric bud morphogenesis. NCBI's taxonomy places the organism in Eukaryota, Metazoa, Chordata, Actinopteri, Cypriniformes, Cobitidae.